Molecule: messenger RNA, 2145 nt
Organism: Cavia porcellus (domestic guinea pig)
Lineage: Eukaryota; Metazoa; Chordata; Mammalia; Rodentia; Caviidae
Gene: Poc5
Product: POC5 centriolar protein
Exons: 12
Coding region: 194-1900 (568 amino acids)
Cellular component (GO): centrosome
Source: RefSeq, a predicted model, not a curated record
GCCAAUAAGAUGGCAGAUUGCUGAGGCGGGCGGCCAAUGCCCAGGGCCGUCUUUGGCCGUUCUCCGCAGUUUGAAACUGUCAGGUGGCUGCCAAGGUAGCAGCUGGGCUUGCUGUGUUCCUGGUGGCGACUGGGCGAGCGGACGAGAGAGGAGAGCCGGGAUUUGCAGGACGGCCGAGACGCAUUUGUGCAGAAUGGCAUCAAAUGAAGACAAAUAUUCACAUCCAGCUGUACAAAAUAACUCCGAUCAAGGCAGUUCUGUCUCUACAGAUCUUCAGGAAGAGUAUGAAGAACUGCUUCGUUACGCUAUAGUGACUCCAAAUAUUGAAUCCAGUGCUUCACAGCCAUCUCAUCCUAAGGGAGAAGCACCAGAUGCUCGAAUUCCUACUGCAGUUGUUCUUCACAAUCAAGCAGGAAAUACCUCUGUAGUAAGAGAAGCUGCAGUGGAAGGUGCAAAAGGAGGCGACUUAAAUAUUUCCAGUCACUCAAGGGCGGAUGGGUCAUCGCCGGUGUUAUCACCAAGGAAGCCUUCCCACCCAGUCAUGGAUUUUUUCAGUUCACAUCAUUUAGGUGACUCUUCCUCAGCAGCAACUAAUUCUACCCAUACAGAUGCCCAUGAAAUAAUUAUAGGUGAUUGUUUUGUUUCUGAUGAAAACCUUCAGAGGAUGGAAAAUGUCCUUGAUCUCUGGAGUUCCAGUCUUAAGACAAACAUUAUAUCUGAACUAAGCAAAUGGAGACUUAAUUUUAUUGACUGGCACCGAAUGCAGAUGAAAAAAGAGAAGGAAAAACACGCAGCACACGUAAAGCAGCUGUGCAGCCAGAUUAAUGACUUGAAGGAGCUGCAGAAAGCCUUCGAGAUUUCCAUUGGAAGAAAAGACGAGGUGAUUUCCAGCUUGUCUCAUGCCAUUAGCAAACAAAAGGAAAGGAUAGAGUUGAUGCGAACAUUCUUCCACUGGCGGAUUGGCCAUGUCAAAUCCAGACAGGAUGUUUAUGAAGGUAAACUAGCUGACCAGUACUUCCAGAGAGCAUUACUGAAGAAAGUCUGGAAGGGCUGGCGCUCCGUCGUGCAGAGGCAGUGGAAGGAAGUGGUGGAGCGAGCUUGUCAAGCGAGAGCGGAAGAAGUCUGCAUCCAGAUUUCCAAUGAUUAUGAGACCAAAGUUGCUUUGUUAUCUGGAGCUUUAGAAAAUGCAAAAGCCGAGGUUCAGAGAAUGCAGCAAGAGAAAGAGCAAUUUGAGGAUUCCAUGAAGAAAGCGUUCAUGAGGGGGGUGUGUGCACUAAAUCUGGAAGCCAUGACUAUGUUUCAGAACAGAAAUGAUACAGGGACUGAUUUCACUAACAAUAAAAAGGAAGAGUGCGGCCCUGGUGUUCAAGGAAGAGAACGCACCGUCCACCUGGACCCCUCGGCCUUCGCGGCUCAGCUGCUGCCCUCUCCGCCCUCAGGGGCAGCCAGCACCACUGCGGUGCCCUCCGCCACCUCCGUGACAUCCGCGGGGACUGCAUCCGCGCCCUCUGGGAGUGCCCACCUUCCAACUUCCACCCUCGGCCUCGGGACCGCGGCUGCUGCUGUGUCUGAGGAAGUGUAUGUGCCAAGAGUUGUGACCUCAGCACAGCAGAGAGCUGGGAGAACAAUCACUGCCCGGAUCACAGGGAGAUGUGAUUUUGCUUCAAAAAACAGAAUUAAUAGCAGCUUAGCUAUCAUGGGCGUUUCUCCUCCCAUGAGCUCAGUCAUUGUGGAGAAACAUCAUCCAGUCACAGUGCAAACCAUUCCCCAAGCAACUGCUGCAAAAUAUCCUCGGACCAUUCACCCUGAAAGCAAUACCUCAGCUUCCAGGUCUCUUGGAACCAGAUCGACCCACACCCAGUCUCUCACCAGCAUUCAAUCCAUAAAAGUGGUUGACUAAAGUGAAUACAUUCAGAGUGAAGUCCAUUAAGUCUUCUGGUUUCACCAAGGGUUGGAAAUCGGUAGGUUUUAACACCUCCAUAUUGUUAGAACAUGCUGGAUAUGUCAUGUUCAUCUUAGCAGAAUUGUAAGAGACUGUUUCAAACUGUAACAUCCUUUGUAACUAAAUGUAGAGGUUAUUUUAAUGUUAUUUUUAUUUAAGCAGUUAAGUAAAACUUUUUUAAUUAAAAAAGAAACUUUUUAAUA